Monodelphis domestica (gray short-tailed opossum) is the source of this 2250-nucleotide messenger RNA. It is a transcript of the gene SPATA18, whose product is annotated as spermatogenesis associated 18. The record is from RefSeq and is a predicted model, not a curated record. Gene Ontology annotation, cellular component: mitochondrial outer membrane. Gene Ontology annotation, biological process: mitophagy by internal vacuole formation; mitochondrial protein catabolic process. Lineage: Eukaryota; Metazoa; Chordata; Mammalia; Didelphimorphia; Didelphidae.
GGGAGGGGAAGGAAGGGAAGGAAGAGGAAGCGUUGCUACAACUGAGAGCUGCCCUCCCUUUCGCGCAGCCGUGGCGUCCUUGACAGCCGAGCAAAGCAAACGUCAAAGUUUGUUUAAUAAUCGCCUGGGUAUAAAUAUGCACCAGUGGUCUAGGCAGCAUCAGCUGGGGCACCGAGGGGCCGCGGAUGCAGGCUGCUGAGGGCCUCCGAACACCUCCCUUCCCCUAUCCCCUCCCCUGGCCCUUCCCAUCCCUAGGCUGCAGGGGCUGAAGACCCCGGGGUAAAGAAUGGAAACAUCUAUGUUCUAAGGCGUCCCCCUUCCCCUGGGAGACAACAUUCUUCCUGCCCUCUGCCCUCCUCCCCUAAAACUGACAUCACCAUACACCUGUAAAAACCUAGGAUCAGCCAUGGCGGACAGCCUAAGAAGAUUAGUUACCAACGAAAGCUGUCGGAUAUUGUUGGAGAAAUUGGAGAACUGGUACAAGGAUUACCAUAUAAACACAUGUGAUCAAAACUUAAAUUGCUGCUGUGAAAUGCUUGAACUGAAUUCCAAAAUACAAGGGCAACUCUUCACAAUCCUGAACCUAAUAGCGCAAGAAGGUGGACAUUACGCUGGAGUGGAAAUAAUAAAAUCUCGAUUUCUGCCCUGGCUGGGAACUUGUUUCUCCAAUUCUUCCAUAGCAAAAUGCCCUGAAGGCAACUUGAUCCUUUUUCAGGAGUCAUGUGACAAGGAUAAACAGCUACGAGAACUUUCUGGUACUCGGGAACGGGAGAUACAUCAGUUAGAUUCAGAACUGAAUUCAACUCGUGUACAGCUCAGCGUCGUUCAACAAGAACUCAAGACUCUUCAAACCCAGGAGGAGGCCCGUAAACGUAGCUUCGAUAUGCUAACUGACUAUGAACGCCAACUUCGGAAUCUGAAGGAGGAGAUUGCUGUCCUAUCUGCAGAAAAAUCUGUCCUCCAGAACAGCAAACGCUCCAGGAGCCCGUCUCCUAGCCGCACCAGCUAUUACAGCAGGCCGGGCAGCCCGGGGAAGAAAGAGAAGCCCACAUUAGAGACUUCUAUAGCAAUUCCAUCCAACAAGAUGACAAACAAUGCCACUCGCAAAGCCUGUCUCUUGGACCGCUUUAGUGAUGCAUAUGCUUAUGCCCGCCUGGAAGCUCAGAACUUGCUCAAGCAAUACAUUGAUCACUUGGAAACAGUGCAGAGGAUCAUCUAUAUUGCCACAGUGGAGUCUUUCCAUGUAGCCAAGCUGGCAUUCAUACACUUCAAAGUACAUGUGAAGAAAUGUUUAACACCCAGUCAUGGAGGCCCAGAAUCUCUCGAGACUGCUGUCAUGGAUUACACAGCUGGCCAUCUUGAUUUAUAUGAUGUUCAACACAGUGUUAAUGAUGUGAUUUGUGCCAUGAAUAUGAACCCCAAGAUUUCUUUUCCACCUCAAGUUGACUAUAAGCUCAUCAACUGCUUCAUCAAGGAGAUGUGUUAUAUUGCAUUUGCAAUGCAGACUUUGGAGCCUCCCCUAGAUAUUGCAUUUGGUGCUGAUGGAGAGGUUUUUAAUGAUAACAAGUAUCGCCGCAGCUGUGACUCUGAUUUCACGGCUCCCUUGGUCUUCUAUCACGUGUGGCCUGCUCUGGUGGAGAAUGACACUGUCAUUAUGAAGGGAGAAGUUGUCACCACGAGAGCGGCUUUUGUACGGAGUCAUUAUGGAAUGGAAACUCAUCAAAACUGUUUUCCUCACAGAUUCCUGACGUGGUUACCUGCGAAAACCACCACUCGUAGUAGAAGCAAGAGUUUAAGCCCUCAUCGUCACCAAAGCAGUACGGCUAAAAGUGAGGCACCAAGAAGCCGAAGCCCUUCUCCAAUAAGGAAGACACAUUUAAGUGGAGAGCAUACGGCUCGGAAGGACAAAACGAUUGUUGUGAAAAAGUCAAUAUUGGUAUUAAGUAGCAAGCCAUAUUCUCGAAAACCCCACCGACGAGCGUUUGUAGUAUUUAUCCAAAAUACCUCUUUUCUGAACUGAAGAACAGUCUCCUAAGAGAUCUUGGACAUAGGCAGGAAGUGAAAGACAAGACUUGCUCUGAUAACCUUGCAGCAUCCAGGCACCAAAAGGAACCAGCUGAAGACAUUUAGCUUUAUCACAGUGGAAAGGUACCUUUCCAGAGUGGAACUCCACUCAUACCACUCCAAUCUCUAAGAAACUCAUCUCUCCCAUGUGCUUUGGGGAAAAUAAAUUUCAAUCUGGCAAACACA